Dicentrarchus labrax (European seabass) is the source of this 2171-nucleotide messenger RNA. It is a transcript of the gene fnta, whose product is annotated as farnesyltransferase, CAAX box, alpha. Gene Ontology annotation, molecular function: CAAX-protein geranylgeranyltransferase activity; protein farnesyltransferase activity. Bases 52 to 1173 code for a protein of 373 amino acids. Gene Ontology annotation, cellular component: cytoplasm; CAAX-protein geranylgeranyltransferase complex; protein farnesyltransferase complex. The transcript has 9 exons. Gene Ontology annotation, biological process: protein farnesylation; protein geranylgeranylation. NCBI's taxonomy places the organism in Eukaryota, Metazoa, Chordata, Actinopteri, Moronidae. The record is from RefSeq and is a predicted model, not a curated record.
UACGACGUCCUCUUUCUUCCACAGAGACGAGCUUAAGCUACCGAGUCCGCGAUGUCAGGUGUCGAAGAAACUUUAAACGAGUCCGUAGACAUUAAAGAAGACAAAGAGUUUGACGUGGAGGCUGAAGACCACAUCGGGGAUGAUUAUUUUGUUGACCCGACUCGGUAUUUAUUUUACAGGGACAGAAAGGAGUGGGCUGACCUGGAGCCUGUUCCCCAGGAUGAUGGACCAAAUCCUGUAGUGAAGAUCGCCUACUCUGAGAAGUUCUCUGAUGUUUAUGACUAUUUCCGUGCGCUCCUGAAAAAUGAUGAAAGAAGCGAUCGGGCUUUCGCCUUGACAGCAGAGGCCAUUGAGCUGAACGCAGCCAAUUACACAGUUUGGCACUACAGGCGAGUACUACUGCAAGCCCUAUCAAAGGACCUGAGGGAGGAGAUGAGGUACAUUACUGCCAUCAUCGAAGAGCAACCCAAAAACUACCAAGUCUGGCAUCACAGACGUAUGGUGGUAGAGUGGUUGAAUGACCCCUCGGAGGAAUUGGAGUUCAUUGCGGACAUUCUCAGCCAAGACGCGAAGAACUACCACGCCUGGCAGCACAGACAGUGGGUCAUCCAGGAGUACAAACUGUGGGACAAUGAGCUGAAGUUUGUGGAGAAUCUCUUGGAAGACGAUGUGAGGAAUAACUCUGCAUGGAACCAGAGGCAUUUUGUAAUUUCUCACACUACAGGCUUCUCUGAUCCAGCCAUAGUGGAGAGAGAGAUUCAGUAUUGUCUCAGCCAGAUCAGAAAGGCUCCCCACAAUGAAAGCGCAUGGAACUAUUUGAAAGGGAUGCUGCAAGACAGAGGUCUGUCGUCUCCCCCGGGCCUGCUGGAGAGAGUCCUGGAGCUGAAGGAGACGCACUGUUCACCGUAUCUUCUAGCGUUUCUGUUUGAUUGCUACGAGGAUGCUUUGGAGAACAGCAACCAGAAAGAAAAUGUGGGGGAAGAGGAACGAAAGGACAUUUUACGAAAGGCUCUAGAAAUUUGUGACCUUCUGGCAAAUGAGAAGGACACCAUCCGUAAAGAGUACUGGCUGUUUUUGGGACGUUCUUUAGAGAACAAAUCUGGAAGCCGCGGCCCCUCUGAUAAGCCUCCUGAACCAUCGGACCCAGCAUCUGGGCAGCAGGAGAUGAGCUAGACCACCAGGAGACUCGCACCAUUUCUCCCCACUCCUAUCCCGCUUCAUCAAUACUGUCGCCAAAACCAACCCUCUAAUUGCUCUAAUGUAUAUGACUGAAGUUUCUUAAACAACCACUAACCUGAGAUCACCUAAAAGAAGGGACUGAGGGGACAUCAAGCAGCUGCACGGCAAAACAAUCCAUGGAAAUCUCCUGCUAACUAAAGUGUAAUAACAUAGAAUAUAACUAGAGAUUACGUGUCAAUUAUUUGUUUCUACUCUUUGUUGGACACUUAGCCAGUUUAUCACAUUUAGACUAAGCGCAGCUGUUUCCUGUCUUUGUUUAAAUCUUUAAGUCUUUUUUGUCUUCUGAACUUAUCAAUCUGUGUGUGACAGCAGUCCCCAUAUCAUGAUAUACCUCUGAGUGUGUUUGCACGCACACGCAGUUCAAUUGAAUGCCUUUGAGUGAUGGUAGAUACACAUCUUCAGUUAAACCUACUACUAGGAGCUUUUAACUGGAUGUAAAACUGUAAGGUACCUCUAUAUGACAGAGAGAAGAUUGGCUAUUUCUGUAUAGUUAUUCUUAAUGCCUGCCACCUGAUCAUAUUCCCCUUGAAAUCAAUGAAACGAGGCAGUAAAAACACUACUGCUGUUGUCCACAGGGGCCGCCAGAGUCUACACAAAAUGAAAGUUUCUUGUAAUUGCUUAAAUAUUUGGUUAGAAAAAACAUGUUUAUCUUAUUUGCGUUGCUUUUAAAUGUAAUUUAAAAGUAAGAUUCCUGAUAACAUUGACAUAACGUUUUCUAUACACGGGUAGUUUUGAAUGGGCACUCAUUAGUGACUCCAGAUAAGACUUUAAAUAGACUAUUGUGUGCAUGUAAACCCACUCUUCAUUUUAAAUCCUGGAACAUUUUUUUUUUGCUUGUUUAGUGGCGUCAGUCAGAGAGUACAUGUAAUUGUGUUGUAAUGGAGGGACAAAAAGCAUCAUGAAACAUAAAAAUAAAACCGUUUGUAGUAAUA